UACACCUUUCUGAAUGCGCGACGCCUUAUGGAGUAUGACAAUAGGAAGAUUGUAGAGUCAGAAAUACACACCUUCACAGUUAGGAGCAUGAUCGACUGUAUUCGUGCAUGUUCGGAAGAGACGUACUGCACAAGUUUUCAAUUCUUCUCCGGCGGGCCAACCUGUGUCACUCUCCGCGAACGUUUCAGAGGUGUCACUACGAAGACGAUUGCUGCCCCUGGGUAUCAGCUCUUCCAAACUGACAAACCUUUGGCUACUGUUGGAUCUGACUGUGAACUGGAUGUGGACUGCAUCUCACUGUUCCAUGCCCACUGCCACGAGGGUUCCUGUAGGUGUAAGGUUGGACAUCGCCUUGGUGGCAACAUAUGUCGCAAUUACACAGAGCUAUGUGUAUCUUCACCUGGCUACACAUUGGAUGUUGACAGUGACACGUGCUACAGGAUUGAAACAAGAGAGAAAAGGAACUGGACUGAUGCUGAGAGAAACUGCACCGCCAACCAGGGGCAUCUAGUCAGACCUGACACCGUGACCAAAAAUAAUAAACUGAGGACGCUUCUGGAACCAACAGGCUUAAGUGCAUUUUGGAUUGGAGUCCGAAAAAAUUCAGAGUGGCAAUGGCUUGACAACACUCCCGUCACAUCGCAAGCUUGGGGAUCUGGAGAACCCAGCGGGGAUGGCAGUUGCGUCGUUCUUUACAUACGUCUGCAGUACAAGUGGAAUGAUGCACCGUGUUCAAGUCUUGAAUAUUACGUUUGUGAAAUUCCACUGAACUGAAUUUCAUGACUUUCACGACCUUUUAAUUUAAGGCUUUUAAACACUGUCUCGAACUCCACACAAUUCAGGAAACAUUCGGCUUUCCAUAAUUACUGAUGUUUCAUAAGAUAAAAUAAAUCUUUUAAAAAUUCCUCAAGAAGUGCAAAUGAAUUGAUCAUGAAUCUUCAAGAGUGGGAUCUAAUCCCUCAAGCUACCGUCCUAUAUCACUAACUUGCUACGUUUGCAAAAUCAUGGAGCGCAUGCUCAACAAUCGAUU
Haliotis rubra (blacklip abalone) is the source of this 1030-nucleotide messenger RNA. Its product is annotated as C-type lectin domain family 4 member D-like. Bases 28 to 774 code for a protein of 248 amino acids. The record is from RefSeq and is a predicted model, not a curated record. Lineage: Eukaryota; Metazoa; Mollusca; Gastropoda; Lepetellida; Haliotidae. The transcript is spliced from 4 exons.